AUGGCGCAGCCCAAGCGCGCCCUGAUGCCAAGCGGAAGAGGAGAGUGUCUUAUUACACUCCAUUCCCACCCCACACCCCCUCCCCUUUCUCCACCUCCUCCAAUCAGGCACGACGAGGAGUUGAAACUGAAACUGCACCCCGCCAGCCUGCCUGUGACUUACUCACGCACGGGUCAAGAUAUGACGGACAAACGGGAGGAGGUGUCUCGUUCUAAUUUCACUGGCGCUAUUGCGCGCGUUCUUCGUGGGCAGCAAAAGAAGCGCAGUUUGACAGGAGCCAUCGGGCAAGACGCUGUGUUAUCAGCCAGAGUUAUCAUCAUCACCAUCACCAUCAUCCCCAUCGUCGUCGUCGUCAUCAUCAUCAUCACAGGACUCCUCAGCCUCAAAAAACCCCACCGUGGAAUUAAUUGUCAGGAGAGCAUAAAUUUUCAUGCCCCCUCCCCUCCACUCCGUUCGUGGUGGAAGGCAAGGCGCGAUAAGGAGGCAUUUUGUGUUGUGUGUCAAAAACGAUGCCGCCGCUGGCAUGUUCCCUGCAGCCAACCUAAUGGGUGUGCGUCGACACCCCCCCUCUGCAACCCCUGCCACCACCACCGCCGCCUGCCAUUUCCUCCCACACGAUUCAAUCUGAGCGCCAAGUGGCGCGAUGUGGUGGGUGACAUAAUUUUGAGCGAGCAUCAUCCCUCAGUGACGCUGCCGAAGGAGGUCUAUCAAAGCCUGAUAAUCAAGUCCUCGGGCAGCGCAACUCGACUCAUUCGACUGUUGAUGAAGAGUUUUUUCACCCAGGAGGAACUGGCAGCCUCGUCUCUGUCUGGCGAGGGCAUCUACAAACAGCGCCUUCAACCAGAAAUUACUGAGGCUAUUAAAGGUAUGGUAUGA
Mesocestoides corti is the source of this 876-nucleotide messenger RNA. Lineage: Eukaryota; Metazoa; Platyhelminthes; Cestoda; Cyclophyllidea; Mesocestoididae. The record is from the annotation of a GenBank genome assembly.